Molecule: messenger RNA, 414 nt
Organism: Nezara viridula (southern green stink bug)
Lineage: Eukaryota; Metazoa; Arthropoda; Insecta; Hemiptera; Pentatomidae
Source: the annotation of a GenBank genome assembly
AUGAAGAAGUCCUGUGGAGGAGCAGGCUUGCAGAGAGUAGCAUCGGAGAAGUUUAAAGAAGUGGUGAAGUGGAGACGGAUGGGACAAGUUCACUACUUAGUGUGUCCGCCUCGAAACAGGAAGAGAACCAUUAAGAAUGAAAGUAAUAAAAAAGAUGAUAAAUCUAUCGACCAAGCUCGAGUUCAUGCCAGAAGAGCGACUCCCAAAACUUUGUUUAAUAGACUUAAAACAAUGUAUAAGGAUAAGCCUGACAUAGACUUCAAUUGGGUGUCUCAAUUUAGGGCAAUAGCCGAGCUUAAUGCCUUUGCAGAAGAGCUUUCUGUUCACCCCACAAACGGACUUCUUCGAUACAUAGACGACAUCCUUGAAAAAGCACCAACUAUUAUUUCUCAGCCGACAUACAAAGAACUUUAA